Sparassis crispa is the source of this 1227-nucleotide messenger RNA. Its product is annotated as DNA-directed RNA polymerase II subunit RPB3. Gene Ontology annotation, molecular function: DNA binding; DNA-directed RNA polymerase activity; protein dimerization activity. The record is from RefSeq and is a predicted model, not a curated record. Gene Ontology annotation, biological process: DNA-templated transcription. The transcript has 7 exons. The coding region runs from base 1 to 1227 and encodes 408 amino acids. Gene Ontology annotation, cellular component: RNA polymerase II, core complex. Lineage: Eukaryota; Fungi; Basidiomycota; Agaricomycetes; Polyporales; Sparassidaceae.
AUGCAGGCUGUUCAGGAGCUCGAGCCUAUUGUUCGUAUACGCGACCUCAAGAAGGAUAGCGUCAAUUUUACUCUGGAGAAUGUCGACCUCGGGCUUGCAAAUUCGUUUCGCCGGGUAAUGAUGGCUGACCUACCCACAGUCGCAAUUGACAUGGUGGAGGUCGAGACAAACACGUCUGUCUUGCCGGAUGAGUUUAUCUCACAUCGGUUAGGUAUGAUCCCACUCGUCAGCGCGAAUUGCGAUGAAGGCAUGCGAUACACUCGAGACUGUACAUGUUUGUCAUGGUGCCAGUAUUGUGCGGUAGAGCUGGUGCUAAAUGUUGCGUGCAACCUCGAUGACACAACUAUGGAUGUGACCAGCUCGCAUCUGGACGUGGUUCUGCCGGCGCCGGGGAGCAUCGGUUGGAACGACGAGGGGGACGGUGGUGAAGAGCUUUCAAAACGGGCGGAGAACUUUGGUCACCCUGUAGGGAAAGAUGAUCCGUCUGUACCGCCAAUUCUCAUAUGCAAGCUCCGAAAGGGCCAAGAAAUCAAGUUGCGUUGUAUAGCGAAAAAGGGCAUCGCAAAGGAGCACGCCAAGUGGUCACCAUGUUCGGCAGUAGGGUUCGAAUACGACCCAUACAACAAAUUGCGGCAUACAUCGCACUGGUUCGAGAGCGACGAGCGUGCGGAGUGGCCGGUCAGCGAAAACGCGCGGGAGGAGGAGCCUCCGCGUGACGACGUGCCGUUUGAUUUCAACGCGCGCCCCAACAAGUUCUACAUGGAGGUAGAGACCGACGGGAGUUUGGGCCCACAGGAGGUGGUCAUGAAGGGUCUGCAAGAGCUCCAAACAAAAUUGGCUAACCUCAUCUUGGGCCUCAAGUCUGAGCCAGAGCUCGACGCGCACCAAGGCGGUGAGCAGGCGCUGCCAGCAACAAACGGCACGGCUGGCGGUUCCGGAUGGGGUGCGGGUGCGGGUGCAGGUGCGGGUGCAGGAGCAGGUGGCUGGAGCGCAACGUCACCAAGCAGGGCGGGCGCUGGGUGGAGUAGUCCCACAGGCGGCGCAGCGGGUUGGGGAAGCCCUGCUCGCGGGGGCGGAUGGGCAGGGACAGCGUGGAGCGGCACGAGUCCUACCACUGGUGGGGGAGGGACGAGCCCCUCGUCUGGGAACGCAGGUCCUGCGGGGUGGGGUAGUCCACAGGCGGGAGGUAGCGGAUGGGGUGGUACUACCGCGAACGGAUGGUCCUAG